AGGCCGUAAACAUUUCAUGUCUUCAAUUUCUACAAACUUGAUGAAAAAUUGUAAUGUGUGAAUCGAAGUUUUUUGUUAAAUGUGAAAAAUGGUUAUGAUAUAUAAAUAGAUACAUAUAUAUAUAUAUAUAUAUAAGGAUAAGAAUGACAAUAUCUUAACAUACGUUUUUUUUUAUAAAUACGAUUAAAAAGACAUCUAAAAAUUCGUAAACAUCUUUUUAGGUCUAUGUCAUGCAAAUUUUUCUUUAAAUAAAACUUGACAUCAAGAUAAGUUAAUUCAUGCAACACUAUGAUCAAAUUUUUGCACAAUAGUUUGGUGUUCGUACUCCUAUGUGACACGGUAGCCCAAGACUUCUCUCUUUCACUGACCGUUAUCACACACGUAAUUACCGUCAACCUCGAUGAAACGGCAUCUGUUCAUUUGAAUAUUUCAACAUCUGACACGGUGACAGUGACUGCGUACAAAUCCAACAAUCUUGCCAACAUCAUCAAACAGGAAUUAGUCACAAGGUCACAAACAGAAGUGACAUUUAAUAUUGGUCCAAUUGGUGAUUCAGAUAGAGGAAACUAUACAUUCAUCGCAAAACCAGAUCCCAGUAAUGCAUAUGACCAACGGGUAGAAGUUGAAAUUAAAAUAAAAGAUCCGGCCAGGGUCCUCAAAACUGACGAUGGAUAUUUGCUCGAAAGUUUUCUAACAGCUGUCAAAAAUCAAUCCACAGCAAAGCAUAAUUGCAAUAAAAGAAAUGGCUGGCUGAUAAAAGAUAACACAAUGCAAAACUACGUGGAAAACCUCGUGAGUGGAUACAUGUGGGGUGGAAAUAAAGAUUUUUUCAUUGGAUUGGAAUACGAUUCAAAGUUAGGAUGGCAUUGGGCAGAUGGUACAAUAUUGAACUAUACCAAUUGGGGUGGUUAUGAAGGUGGUAUAUCCAAUAGUCAAAACUGUGCUUGUAUCUUCUCAAACACAGGAAAAUGGGCUGACGUUAAAUGUAGUCAGGUUAUUAGAAGAUACGUCUGCCAGUCAGUACUUUUGACCAUCAAAGCUACCGAGACGGAAGUAGUUGUGAUACGUGGGAAAUCGACAUCGAUUACGCUGAAAAUAAACAGUCAAGAUGAUCCAGUGAAUAUAGAAGUUUACAAACUUCCAGACGGAACAUCUAUUGUUCACUCUGAACCAGAUGUUGAAUCUACUUAUACGUAUACAACAGAACCAAUCGAUAAUUUUCAAAACGUUACUUAUAAGUUUGUCGCGACUCCAACAACUAAGACAUACACUAUAGAAACACUAGUGGAUAUUUAUGUGCAUUUUCCGGUGAACAUAACAGAAUUGUAUCCAGUCGAAAUUUCCACUCCGGUCACGACUGGUCCGAGUUAUGUGACCUGUGAGGCAACAGGUUCGCCUCCUGCAAAGUCAAAAUGGUUCAGAGAUGAAAUGGAAGUUUCAAUAAACAAAAAUAGUACAAUAUAUCAGAGGAAGAGUGUUGGGAAAUCGUUACUCUUCAUUGAAAACGCGGUUCUUUCUGACGGCGGUUCCUACACGUGCCGUGGGGUUAAUUUUAUCGGUGAUGCGGCGCAGAAAAACGAAAUAGAACAAAGUAUCACGUUAUCAGUCUAUGGAUCACCAGAAAUUACAAAGAACAAAGUACAUGAAUGCAGUAUUGAUGGGAAAAUAACAAUUGAUUGGAAACCUAAUAACCAGACUGUCGGUAUAUUGCACAGAAUCGAAGCCGUCAGUAACAAUAACAUAUCCAGUAACUAUUCCCAGAUAACUAAGGCUAACGCACAGGAAUCCACAGAAAUACAUGGACUUACUCCGUAUACCAACUAUACUAUUCAGAUUACUGUUUGUCCAGAUGAAUGCAUUGCUAAACUACAUGCUACAUCUACGGUAGAAACAGGAGGUGGCUUGCCAGAUCCAGUUACUGACGCCAGAGUUAUUCAAGAUAAUACAAAUACAAAAUAUUGUACGGUAAUAUGGUCAUGGAGCGAUCGAACACCGAGAAGCAAUGCGAUAUUCCAGAUCACUACUGUAUCAACUCUCGUUAAACUCUCUGCAAACAUAGAGCAACAAACAUACAGUAACGAGCAAUCAUAUGCUGGUGGAACGCUGGAAAAUUUCCAAGUUCAAAUUGAAACAAAGCCGAACCGAAACUACAGCUUCUGCAUCAAAACAAAAACUUAUGCAUGUGAGUCCAGCAACACGUCGAAAGCCGAUGGACAAUGUGUUACUGAUGUGGCGGCACCAGAAACAGUACCCGCACCGAGUACAUUAUCUUCUACCGGGAAAUUGCAAACCCAACCUAUAAAAGUCACGGUACCUGAUGAGUCAAAUGGUCCUAUAAGCUGUAUCUUCGUGCUCGUGAAAUCCGGAAAUAAAUUGACGAACAACGCAAUCACAAUGGACCAUAUUAACAAAGCUUCUGAGGCUGCAAGAAAUCAAUCCCAGGGCAAUGAAGAUUAUCUGGCUAUUGCAAUACAAAGAUCUAAAAUCUUCGGUUCUUUAAUACAUGUAUCCCUCGGCGAUGACACAUCUAGUACAUGCGAUAUCUCAUCGUCUUCUGCUUUUAGUAGAAGAAAACGUGCAGUAACACAAACAAUAUCAGGAAGAAAUUUAAAACUAGAGAUUGGUAUAACUUACAGUUACUAUGCAGUAUCUUCAACCCCAUCUUCUGCGUCUGGGAAAAUAUUUCUUCAACGAAGUAUUUCAACUUCAUUUUAUCAUGAAUAUAAUAAAGAUCCUAGUUUGUGGUGGAUUGCUGGUCUUAUCGGUGGUUUGGGUGCUUUGGUAGCUGUGGUUCUGGUGGUUAUCUACAUGAAGAAAAUGCGACGGACUAGAAAAUCGACUGAUCAAGACGACCAAACAUUACAAAUUGAAAAGACAGAUAAAGCUUCAGUCAAUUCCCACUUUCGUACUAAUUUUGUUGAGAGUGACGAAUCGAAAACCUUAAUUGCAUUGGAAGAAUUACUUUCAAAAUUUGAGCAAAAAAAUGCGAAUGGCGGAGAAAAAUUUCUAGAGGAAUUCAAGAAUCUUGAACAAGAAGCCGUAACGAUGUUUUCAAACAGAAUGGCGUUGAAAAAUGUUAUAAAGACUGAGAACAAACACAAUAAUAUUUUACCUUUGGACUUGUCCCGGGCUCCUUCAAAUAGAGAAGAAGAAACACAUGCCAAUGCCUGCUACAUUCACGGGUACAGUAAAUCUAAGAAGUUCAUUGCAAUUCAAGGGCCUUUGGCCUCGACCGUCAACAAUUUCUGGAGAUUGGUGGUCGAACAGAAAUCCAAAGUAAUUGUAAUGUUAACAAAUUGUUCAGAAGCACAAGAGAAUAAGUCUGCAAAAUAUUGGCCAGACCAUGGAAAAGAUCUAAUGUUCGGACAUAUCAAAGUAUCGUGUAACGAGGAGAAAUUCUUCGGAGGCUACAAAAAAAGAAUUUUCACUAUUUCUACUGGAAAUGUGCCUGCCUAUCAAAUUGAACAAUAUCAUUUCCUGAAUUGGCCUGAUCACGGAGGUCCUGUUACAACUUCUAACUAUUAUCGAUUCUAUGAAGCUUGUAUGGAAAGUCAUGGAAACGAACAUUACCCCAUUAUUGUGCAUUGCAGUACUGGAGCAGGUCAAACAGCAGUGUUCAUUGGUUAUGAUUGCUUAAUUGAAGAAGCUGGUUCUGCAAAUCGUGUUGAUAUCUAUCAUUGUGUUCUUAAGAUGAGACAACAAAGAGUGGACAUGGUUCAAACAAGUGAUCAAUACAAACUUCUUCAUAAGUUUUUGGUCGAGUAUCAUUUGUUUGACAAAUCAGAUACAGAUGGCAUUGGACUCGAGGAAAAGAUUCAGGAAGACAAAGUGUCAGCGCAAACUUCCAGGAUAAAGAAAGAGUUCGAAAACCUUGAUGUAACUGCUAGUAUCAGCAAGAUCGACGCAAAGCAUGCUGAAAACUCGAAAAUCACUUUAAUGUGGCAACAGGGAGAUGGAAACGUUAUACCCAGAAUAACCGCUAAUCAUCUCAAGACAUACGACGAAUCUAUUCGCAUGAUUGCUUGUGAAGGGCCAACGUUGUCAAAUGUGGAAUAUUUCUGGAGAGCUGGAUUGAUAGUGACGUCACCACGAUUGUGAUGCUAAAUGAACUCGUAAAUGAAAAUGGGCACAACAUACAGUACUGGCCAUCAGAAGAGGGAUCAUUGAGAAUAUUUGGACAAAUAACUGUUCAGUUGAAGAACUCGUACGCAACGGGGGAAUAUGUGCAAAGACAUUUUAUUAUUGCGCGUGGUGAUGAACAAAAAGAAGUAACGCAAUAUCAAAUCUCGGGAUGGACAUCCAACAAAUGUCCUGAUGACACUAUUACCGUCCUCGACAUAAUUCAGGAAAUUCAGACGAAUUCUAGGAAUCGAAAUAAUUCGACGGUAAUAGUGACUGCAG
Molecule: messenger RNA, 4401 nt
Organism: Styela clava
Lineage: Eukaryota; Metazoa; Chordata; Ascidiacea; Stolidobranchia; Styelidae
Source: RefSeq, a predicted model, not a curated record